AUGGCAGUUCCCACGAAUGUCAUAACUGAUGUUACUGAAAAAUCCCAAGAAAAGACUGUUGUAACCGAUGCUCCGACCGGUGUUGAGCCAUCCUCUAUACCAACUGAUGCUGAGAAGGAUGUUGAAGCAUCCAAAGGAGGAUCUAGCCCACAUGCUAACACUGCCACUGGGUCGUUUGGCAGUGGAUCUAAUACUGAAGCUUCCACUGAAGAGGAAGUAAACAAAGAAAGUACCCCUGAAGAUGUGGCUGAUUCUGAGCCAGAGAAUGAAGCUGGUAAGGACUCUGAGAAAACCACCAAUGAAGAACAGGACAUAGUGGAUGUUGAUGAAGUCCCCUCUGAAGAAGAUCUGCAACCUCCACCCACUCAAAAAGGUAUUGGGAGAAGACUGAGAAGCAGGACCACUACACCUGCACCUGCUGUUACCACUACCCCUGUUGUCACCAAGAAAACAAAGAAAAAUACUCUGAAGCCUGUCAAGUAUGGUCCUAAGAAAGGAUGGAGCAAGCCUAUACCUCUUUCUGAAAAGAAAAAGGGUGUGCUGAAGAGGAAGAGUGCACCAUCAAGUGACUCUGAUUUUGAAGCUGAAAAGGAUGACUCAAGCAUCAAGCCUCCUGCUAAGAAGGCUAUGUCUGCUAAGAAGGCCAUGUCUCAAUCUGUUGCUCCUGACAUUGAAGACUUCCCUUGUGACAAUGUUUCAUUUCAUCUUCCAUCUUAUGCACAACGAUGGGGAAUCAUUUGCAAAAGAAGAUUGGCUCUGGAAAGGGAACUAGGCAAAGAUAUUCUGGAAUGUGAAGAGAUUGUGAGUUUGAUCAAUGAUGCUGGAUUGAUCAAAACUGUGUGGGGCUUAGGCUCAUGCUAUGAAAAGCUGGUUAGGGAGUUUGUUGUCAACAUCCCUAUAGGUUGUGACAAUCCCUUGGACAAAGAAUUUCAGAAGGUAUAUGUUCGAGGAAAAUGUGUAACAUUCUCUCCAAGUGUGAUCAACAAGGUGCUGGGUAAUGCUGAUGAUCCUCACCCUGACAUAGAUGUAUCUGACAAUGUGGUCUGCAAAACUAUCACAGCUGACAAGGUGAAAACCUGGCCCAAGAAGGAGAAGGUACCAGCUGUCAAGUUAACCCAAAAGUAUGCAAUUCUGAAUCGUAUUGCAUCUGUCAACUGGGUUCCUACUACACAUGCAUCUGACAUUGCAACAAAUCUGGGGCCUUUCUUGACGUUUGAUGCCCCUGAAAACAAUUUGAUUGAAGAUGAUUUCGAUAGUUCAAACUCAAAUAUGAUUAAGAAUCUAGUAGAAUCUAUACUUGAUGAUGACAACGACAAUGGUGACAAUUAUAACGAUGAUGAUGAAUAUGAAGAUGAUGAUGACGACGACGAUGACGACAAUUUUUGA
Molecule: messenger RNA, 1386 nt
Organism: Trifolium pratense (red clover)
Lineage: Eukaryota; Viridiplantae; Streptophyta; Magnoliopsida; Fabales; Fabaceae
Exons: 2
Coding region: 1-1386 (461 amino acids)
Source: RefSeq, a predicted model, not a curated record